GCACGAAGUCCUCGCUUGCCUCGAGCUCAUCCUCUGCAGGUCAUCAUGGCAUUCACUUUCGGCGGCUCUGCUUCCGCUGCCGCCAGCGCUGCCGGUGGCGGCUUUGGCGGUUCUGGCGCGGCUGCUGCGUCCGCCUCCGCCGCCUUCAGUGGUGCGAUCAACCUGGGCCUUCUGAGCUUUGGUGGAGGACGAGGUGGGGUUGGAGGGUUCAGGGGAGGACGAGGCGGUGGCUUCAGAGGACGCGGCCGUGGGCGCGGAAAUGGUGGGUUUCAAGGAGUCGGUGGAUUUUUCUUAUCGAGAUUUGGUCGUGACGUGGGCGAGGACGAGGACGAGGACACCCACGGCCGGCUGAUGGAGAUCAUCUCCGAUCAGGACGAGAGCGGCUGCGGCAAGCGGCUGGUGUGCGAGCUGGCCGCCGCCGAAGCCGAGGACGAGCGGCAGCUGCUGAUGGAGGAACUCGCCAUCUUGAAGUUCGUCGGCGACAUCGUUCCCGGCGAAGACCUGAGGGCUCAAGGGGCGGCCCUGGACUACAAGCUCGCUAAGGAGCGAGGCAUGGAAGGGCGCGACUGCGGUCUCCUGUACCCGUCAUGCAUCUACAACGGCACCGAGAUCAUGACGUCAGUGCUGGCCUACCUGUCUUAGAGAGUCCAGCCAGCUGGGGAAAAAGCCGUUACUGCACCUCUGUACUCGCAGCUGUCUGCUUUGUGUCAUCUGUCAGGCAGGGCCUGUGCAAGUGCAGCUGGGGAGGGUGAAUUGCAGUAGAGGAGAAAAGAGAGAGAGGGAGAGAGAGAAAGAGAAAGAAAGAAAGAAAGAGAAAGAGAGAGAGAGAGAGAGAGAGAGAGAGAGAGAGAGAGAGAGAGAGAGAGAGAGAGAGAGAGAGAGAGAGAGAGAGAGAGAGAGAGAGAGAGAGAGAGAGAGAGACAGAGAGAGAUCUAACAGAUGGAAGACAAAAUUUGAAUACUAUAGAGCCCGUAAUUCUAGCACAGGGCGCUGUUUUUCCUUUCUUCAAGAUCUCGAGGAAAUUUUGGCAUUUCACCCGUGGCUGCCUUCCCUUCGUGCACUGUCUACUCCCCUACUUUAUCUGAAUUGUAUUUUCGCCUCGCUGUCUUUUGUGUUUUCCACUUGUUCGAACUGUGUCGAUGAAUAUACUUUUGUCGAGAUAAAAUUAUUUCUACAUAGACUUGUGGGUAAUGGAGUAAAAUUUCUCAUCUGUAAAUCCUUAGUAUUUUAU
Penaeus indicus is the source of this 1231-nucleotide messenger RNA. RefSeq names its product probable H/ACA ribonucleoprotein complex subunit 1. The coding region runs from base 46 to 642 and encodes 198 amino acids. The record is from RefSeq and is a predicted model, not a curated record. Lineage: Eukaryota; Metazoa; Arthropoda; Malacostraca; Decapoda; Penaeidae. The transcript has 3 exons.